AUGAAGGGAGACACCAGACAGCUCAAUGGAGAGGACGACGCCAGCGGGAGGGAAGACUCCAUCGUCACCAAUGGGUCCUGCAGCGACCAGUCCUCCGACUCCAAGGACGCUCCCUCACCCCCCAUCCUGGAGGCGAUCAGCACCCCGGAGAUCAGAGGCCGAAGAUCCAGUUCCAGGCUGUCCAAGAGAGAGGUGUCCAGCCUGCUCAGCUACACUCAGGAUUUGACGGGGGAUGGAGAUGCAGAUGAAGGUGAAGACGGAGAUGGUUCAGAUACGCCAGUGAUGCCAAAACUUUUCCGUGAAACCAGGACUCGAUCUGAAAGCCCAGCUGUCCGAACCCGAAACAGUGCCUCCAGCUGGGAGAGGCACAGGCCCUCCCCACGUUCCACCCGAGGCCGGCAGGGCCGCCAUCACGUGGAUGAGUCCCCAGCCCCCGUGGAGUUCUCGACUACCACCAGGUCCCUGCGGCGGCGGGCAGCGUCUUCAGCGAGCACACCGUGGCCGUCCCCCUCCAGCCCCUACCUCACCAUUGAUCUCACAGAUGACGACGUGGUUCCUCAGAGCAGCAGCACCCCGUACACCCGUCUGGCCCAGGACAGCCAGCCGGAGACCCUGGAGUCCCCACAGGUGGACGUAGAGGGCAGAGAUGCAGACAGCACCGAGUACCAGGAUGGGAAGGAGUUUGGAAUAGGGGACCUCGUGUGGGGAAAGAUCAAGGGCUUCUCCUGGUGGCCUGCCAUGGUGGUUUCCUGGAAAGCCACCUCCAAGCGCCAGGCCAUGUCGGGCAUGCGGUGGGUCCAGUGGUUUGGUGACGGCAAGUUCUCAGAGGUCUCUGCAGAUAAGCUCAUGGCCCUGGGACUGUUCAGCCAGCACUUUAACCUCGCCACCUUCAACAAGCUGGUCUCUUACAGAAAGGCCAUGUAUCACGCCCUGGAGAAAGCAAGGGUGCGGGCUGGCAAGCUGUUCCCCAGCAACCCGGGAGACUCCUUGGAAGAUCAGCUGAAGCCCAUGCUCGACUGGGCGCAUGGGGGUUUCAAACCCACCGGGGUGGAGGGCCUCAAACCCAACAACAACCAAACAGUGAAUAAUAAGUCGAAGUUGCGCCGUGCAGGCAGUGGGAGCUUAGAACCCAGGAGACACGAGAACAAGACACGAAGACGCACCACAGAAGACUCAGCCACCUCCGAGUACUGCCCCCCACCCAAGCGCCUCAAGACCAACUGUUAUAACAAUGGCAAGGACCGAGGAGAGGAAGACCAGAGUCGAGAGCAAAUGGCUUCAGAUGUCACCAACAACAAGAGCAAUCUGGAAGAUAGCUGCUUGUCCUGUGGUAGGAAACACCCCGUGUCCUUCCACCCUCUCUUUGAGGGUGGCCUCUGCCAGACUUGCCGGGACCGCUUCCUGGAGCUGUUCUACAUGUACGACGACGACGGCUACCAGUCCUACUGCACCGUGUGCUGUGAGGGCCGCGAGCUCCUGCUGUGCAGCAACACCAGCUGCUGCCGGUGCUUCUGCGUGGAGUGCCUGGAGGUGCUGGUGGGCGCCGGCACGGCGGAGGGCGCGCGGCAGCAGGAGCCCUGGAGCUGCUACAUGUGCCUGCCGCAGCGCUGUCACGGCGUGCUGCGGCGCCGCCGGGACUGGAGCGUGCGCCUGCAGUCCUUCUUCACCAGCGACACCGGGCUCGAAUACGAAGCCCCCAAGUUAUACCCCGCGAUUCCUGCAGCCCGAAGGCGGCCCAUUCGAGUCUUGUCCCUGUUUGAUGGCAUUGCGACAGGAUACUUAGUCCUCAGAGAAUUGGGCAUUAAAGUGGAGAAAUACAUUGCCUCCGAAGUAUGUGAAGAGUCCAUUGCCGUGGGAACCGUCAAACACGAGGGCAACAUCAAAUAUGUGAAUGAUGUCAGGAACAUCACAAAGAAAAAUAUUGAAGAAUGGGGCCCCUUCGACUUGGUGAUUGGUGGGAGCCCAUGCAAUGAUCUCUCAAAUGUGAAUCCUGCCAGGAAGGGCCUGUAUGAGGGCACUGGCCGGCUCUUCUUUGAAUUUUACCACCUGCUGAAUUACACACGCCCUAAGGAGGGUGAUGACCGGCCCUUCUUCUGGAUGUUUGAGAAUGUCGUAGCCAUGAAGGUCGGCGAUAAGAGGGACAUCUCCCGAUUCCUGGAGUGCAAUCCAGUCAUGAUCGACGCCAUCAAAGUUUCUGCUGCUCACAGGGCCCGAUACUUCUGGGGCAACCUGCCUGGGAUGAACAGGCCCGUGAUAGCAUCAAAGAAUGAUAAACUCGAGCUGCAGGACUGCUUGGAGUUCAAUAGGACAGCAAAGUUAAAGAAAGUACAGACAAUAACCACCAAGUCGAACUCGAUCAAACAGGGGAAAAACCAACUUUUCCCUGUUGUCAUGAAUGGCAAAGAAGAUGUUUUGUGGUGCACUGAGCUAGAAAGGAUCUUCGGCUUUCCCGUACACUACACAGAUGUGUCCAACAUGGGGCGCGGUGCCCGCCAGAAGCUGCUCGGGAGGUCCUGGAGUGUGCCAGUCAUCCGACACCUCUUCGCCCCCCUGAAGGACUACUUUGCCUGUGAAUAGUUGCCCAGGCAGGCGGGGCGCCUGGGGCCCUGGGUGUGCCAGGGCAAGCCAGCACCCAGGAGCUGCUCCCGGGCCCCGCCUUCGUCUGCCCAGCUGUGUGGUGCCGGCCAGAGCAAGUGCCCUGGGCUGACCUGGCGGGGGCAGCCGACGGGCCACCUCCCUCUGCACAGUUCAGACCUGGCUGCUCAAGGCAGCCAGACACGGUGCUCAUUUUGUUUUCUAAAACUUUGAAACUUGAAGUAGUUAGAAGAUGGCUUUUUCCCCCUCCCGGGUUUUACUGCUCAGUCACAGUGGCUAAGACACCACAACCACAGUGCCGAAGGCUCGCCAGCACUCAGGCUCAUGUUGGAAAGUCAGCCCAGACAGGUAUGGCAAGACUAAGUUUUUUAGAAGGCCUGUGGUUUUUAAAUGUCUGCUGCCCCUUGUUUCCUGGAGCAGGGAGGAGUAAGCCAGUAGCUAAGGAACAACUUCAGACCCAGGGUGCUUUUUGCCUGGGGUAGCAGAAGAGGAAAUGACAACUAUGUCUGUGUUGAAGUUCCCUCACGGAGUUCCCCUUGCCUCAGACAGGGCUGGGUGCAACGUGGAGGCCCACUGAGGCGUUUCCACAGCGAUGAUGAUUUCAGCAGGGAUGACAUCAUCAUCACAUUCAGGGCUAUUUCUUACCCCAGACAGGUCAGGGCUACUCUCAGCUGAAACCCUCCCAGUGACUGCAAUGGACCCCUCAGGGAGCUCAGGAAGGGGUGGGGCAGUCAGGAGAUGCCCAGGGUUGGCUUCUCUCUGUCCUUCCCCAAGUGACUGGAGUGAAGGAGGCUUAGGUGAAGGCCCCCCCCCAACCUACCCCCACAAG
Molecule: messenger RNA, 3424 nt
Organism: Condylura cristata (star-nosed mole)
Lineage: Eukaryota; Metazoa; Chordata; Mammalia; Eulipotyphla; Talpidae
Gene: DNMT3B
Product: DNA (cytosine-5-)-methyltransferase 3 beta
Exons: 22
Coding region: 1-2577 (858 amino acids)
Biological process (GO): negative regulation of transcription by RNA polymerase II
Cellular component (GO): nucleus
Molecular function (GO): DNA binding; DNA (cytosine-5-)-methyltransferase activity, acting on CpG substrates
Source: RefSeq, a predicted model, not a curated record